Funneliformis mosseae is the source of this 384-nucleotide messenger RNA. The record is from the annotation of a GenBank genome assembly. Lineage: Eukaryota; Fungi; Glomeromycota; Glomeromycetes; Glomerales; Glomeraceae.
AUGCAAAGGCUUGUUUACAGAGAAAUUACCUACGUACCUGGAUUAUAUAAAAUAGUGGAUGAAAUCUUAGUAAACGCUGUUAACAACAAGGUUCGAAACGAUAAAAUGAACCUUAUUAAAGAUGAAAAAGUCACAACUCAUCUUUUCGCAGCUUCCAAUUAUGAUGAUGAGGAAAAGAAAGUUUCCGGUGGUCGUAAUGGUUUCGGUACUAAAUUAGCAAACUUAUACAGUAUUGAGUUCAUUUUGGAACAGUUUCAAAUGGCAAAAAAUAUCGCCAAACUUUAUGAUCUUCUCAAAUGUGGUAUUAUUGAACACAUUUUGGAUGAAGUUAAUUAUAAACUAAAUAAAGAAUUAAAGAAGACAGACGGAAAAAAAGUGCAAGAA